This is a messenger RNA of Saccharomyces eubayanus, 1314 nucleotides long. RefSeq names its product proteasome regulatory particle base subunit RPT4 (gene RPT4). Gene Ontology annotation, cellular component: cytosolic proteasome complex; proteasome regulatory particle, base subcomplex. Gene Ontology annotation, molecular function: ATP binding; ATP hydrolysis activity; proteasome-activating activity. The record is from RefSeq and is a predicted model, not a curated record. NCBI's taxonomy places the organism in Eukaryota, Fungi, Ascomycota, Saccharomycetes, Saccharomycetales, Saccharomycetaceae. The coding region runs from base 1 to 1314 and encodes 437 amino acids. The transcript has a single exon. Gene Ontology annotation, biological process: positive regulation of RNA polymerase II transcription preinitiation complex assembly.
AUGAGUGAAGAACAGGACCCUCUAUUAGCAGGAUUGGGAGAAACACCCAUAGACAGCGGUGCCCAACAACAACAGGAACAGCAACCAGAGCAGCCACAAGAGGCAGAGGGACAACGUGAGGAGGAACCUCCAAGACUGGACCCUGAACAGGAGGCCCAUAACAAAGCCUUGAACCAGUUUAAGAGAAAACUGCUAGAGCACAGAAGAUACGACGAUCAAUUGAAGCAGCGCCGUCAGAACAUACGAGAUCUAGAAAAGUUAUUUGACAAGACCGAAAAUGACAUCAAGGCUCUACAAAGUAUUGGCCAAUUGAUCGGUGAAGUCAUGAAGGAGCUUUCCGAAGAGAAAUACAUAGUCAAGGCCUCCUCGGGUCCUCGUUAUAUCGUUGGGGUGAGGAAUUCGGUGGACCGCUCCAAAUUGAAGAAAGGUGUGAGGGUCACCUUAGAUAUCACCACUUUAACCAUAAUGAGAAUCCUGCCAAGAGAAACAGAUCCUUUGGUGUACAACAUGACCAGCUUUGAGCAAGGUGAAAUCACUUUCGAUGGUAUCGGUGGUUUGACCGACCAAAUCAGAGAAUUAAGAGAAGUUAUAGAACUGCCAUUAAAGAACCCGGAAAUUUUCCAGAGAAUCGGUAUCAAACCCCCCAAAGGUGUUCUGCUAUACGGACCUCCUGGUACUGGUAAGACUUUACUGGCCAAGGCAGUUGCUGCCACCAUUGGCGCUAACUUCAUCUUUUCCCCAGCAUCUGGUAUUGUAGAUAAAUAUAUUGGUGAGUCUGCUCGUAUUAUUAGAGAAAUGUUUGCAUAUGCGAAGGAACAUGAACCUUGUAUCAUCUUCAUGGAUGAGGUAGAUGCCAUUGGUGGUCGUAGAUUCAGCGAAGGUACCUCCGCCGAUCGUGAAAUCCAACGUACACUAAUGGAGCUAUUGACUCAGAUGGACGGGUUUGAUAACCUGGGCCAAACUAAGAUCAUCAUGGCUACGAACAGACCGGAUACUUUGGAUCCUGCUCUUUUGAGACCCGGUAGAUUAGAUAGAAAACUGGAAAUCCCAUUACCAAACGAAGCUGGUAGAUUAGAGAUUUUUAAAAUUCAUACUGCAAAAGUUAAGAAGACAGGAGAGUUUGAUUUCGAGGCUGCUGUGAAGAUGAGUGAUGGUUUUAAUGGUGCUGAUAUUCGUAACUGUGCCACUGAAGCCGGGUUCUUUGCCAUAAGAGAUGACCGUGAUCACAUCAACCCUGAAGAUUUAAUGAAAGCUGUAAGAAAAGUGGCCGAAGUUAAGAAGUUGGAAGGUACUAUAGAAUAUCAAAAAUUAUGA